Leishmania braziliensis MHOM/BR/75/M2904 is the source of this 1323-nucleotide messenger RNA. RefSeq lists its product as hypothetical. The record is from RefSeq and is a predicted model, not a curated record. Bases 1 to 1323 code for a protein of 440 amino acids. The transcript has a single exon. Lineage: Eukaryota; Euglenozoa; Kinetoplastea; Trypanosomatida; Trypanosomatidae.
AUGGAUUCGCCGUCGAGUGUGCCGUCUGUGCCGGCGGCGUUGCCAGAGACAGAUGAGGCGCGGCUCCUGUUCUACGUAGAGGUCCUCAUGGCCAACGUGCCAUUGCUCAUUGCGGACCUCAGCUCUGCCAAAUACGCCUUCCUGAGCUUCUCGGAAAAGACACGCAGGGAGGUGAAGCAGAAGUCUACUUUGAUUCAGUCCAUUGGCCGUACCUUCACUUCACUGCAAAAUGCCAACAAGUCCUUGAUAGCGACCCAGCAAAGCCUGCGGGAGUACGAGAUGAAGCUGGUGCGGGCAGCGCCGCCAACCUUCGUGACGAGCGAGGAGGCGCUUCGCCUAUCCAACACCACAGCCAACGGCGACACUCCCACUGCUGAGCUAAAUGGUAGUGCUUCCCCUGCACCUGCCGAAACGGCAGCUGCUGAGUCACAGAGGUUCUUGACCGCAUUCCCCGACAAUGUACUGAUCCUGAGCGAGGAGGACAUUCGCCCAGUGCGGGAGGUGGAAGAGGUGUACGAGAAGGAGUCGACAGCGUACAGAGACGCUGCGAAGGUGUGCAACGCAAUGGAGGACGCGUUUGAACAGACGCAGGAUCGGUGCCGCACCAUGACGGAACACGUACAGGACCUCAAGUGGCGCUUUCAGGAGGUUUAUAGCGGCUGGAAAAGUGCAGAACAGGAGCGGGGUAUGGUGCGCAUCAUGCGAGAUGAGCUGGCGGGUCGGAGAGCGAUCAUGACAGAGGCCUUGCACGAGAUCAAGACCAUCAAGGACGAGUGCUACGCGAAGGAGUUUAGGAUCAUCGAGGACUCCAUUGCCCAGGCUCAGGCAGAGGAAGAGUCGAUCAAGGCCGAGUUGCAGGCGAAGCGCUGUCGCUACGAGCUCGAGUUGGCCACCUACCAAAUUGCAUACAAGGAGCAGCAGGCCGAGGUGGAAUCCCUGCGCGAGCAACUCAAACUGUUGCGUACCCACCAACGAGAUCUGGAGAUACUCGCCAAGAAGCAGCAGCUCGAGGAGAUGGACCGCAACUGUUUGCGGAAGCUGGUGAUGGAGACACUGACCCUAACCCCGUCCAAGUACGGCAAAGUCGACGACCGCAAGCUGACACCGGAGCAGGAGGCGCAGGUCAGAAGCGACCAUCCGUUGGUGUCGGUUCUGGCGGCCCGCAUCUCCGUGUUGGAGGAACAGCGCAAAACGAUUGGUAGACUUCUGACUAGUGCGCGGGGAAUGCGCAAGAGCGAUGCCGUCAGCGUCACGGUCGAGCAAAUCCGUACGCUGCUCGAGCCGGAAAUUCAGCUCGAUGAGGAGGCCCUGGCGUGCGAGUAA